This is a messenger RNA of Carassius auratus (goldfish), 1043 nucleotides long. RefSeq names its product vesicle transport protein SFT2A-like. Lineage: Eukaryota; Metazoa; Chordata; Actinopteri; Cypriniformes; Cyprinidae. The record is from RefSeq and is a predicted model, not a curated record. Gene Ontology annotation, biological process: vesicle-mediated transport. Gene Ontology annotation, cellular component: membrane. The coding region runs from base 114 to 599 and encodes 161 amino acids. The transcript has 8 exons.
UCAUGGGAAUACGGGUGGGGAAAAGUAACGUCUUAUUUGUGUCAGUGCUGAACUUCAAGGAAGUGUUGGAUAAUUUCAGCUAGGCACUCCACUGUUUCACCUGUCGAGCAACGAUGGAGAAGUUGCGUCGUGUAUUAAGUGGUCGAGAGCAAAAUGAAGAAGCGGGACUUACAUCACAGAUCCUGGACAGCACAACACUCAGUUUUGGCACACGGGUGAAGUGGUUUGUCAUUUGUUUCGCAGGAGGGGUCCUGUGCUCUAUACUUGGAACUGCGCUCCUCUUCUUACCUAAAGCUGGUGUUAAAUUGUUCGCUUUAUUCUACACCCUUGGAAAUAUCGCAGCACUUUCAAGCACCUGUUUCCUGAUGGGCCCUUUCAAACAGCUGAAGCGAAUGUUUGAGCCCACCAGGCUUUUAGCCACCAUUAUGAUGCUGCUAUUCCUUGUGCUGACUUUAUGUGCAGUGUUUUGGUGGAACAAAAGAGGCCUGGCAAUCAUCUUCUGUAUUUUGCAAUUUUUGGCCAUGACAUGGUACAGCAUCUCCUACAUUCCAUUUGCACGGGAUGCUGUUAUGAAGUGUUUCACCACCUGUUUGAGCUGAAUCUGACGAUCGUCCUGAAUACUAAACGUCAAAAACGGAUCUCCAAACCACACUGUUUUCAGUUACCUUAAAAUAACAUUUCCUCUUGUCUUAAUAUAAUAAUUUUAAAAAAGAAUUGUGUGAUAUUAAGAGUAUGUGUAAUAUUUGCAUUUAUUGCAAGCCUUACCAGUUUUUUAUUUUUUUUUAUUUUGUUUGUUUGUUUGUUUUUUUGUCUGUGGCGGAUAAAUGCUUAAUAGAGAAUAUACUGCCAGUUAAAUCUGAGUGAAAACAAGGGUCUUGUUAUAACAUGUGACGUUUAUAAAUGAACUCAAUUACUACACUGUUCACUUUUGUACAGGAAAAAAAAUGCAUUUCUACCAAAUAUAUUAACUAAAAAUGGGAGAAAAGCCUUUUCGUAUGAUACAGUACCAUGCACCAAAUAAAUAAAUGCAGUAGCCUACUCAA